Molecule: messenger RNA, 1101 nt
Organism: Beta vulgaris subsp. vulgaris (sugar beet)
Lineage: Eukaryota; Viridiplantae; Streptophyta; Magnoliopsida; Caryophyllales; Amaranthaceae
Product: G-type lectin S-receptor-like serine/threonine-protein kinase At1g11300
Exons: 1
Coding region: 1-1101 (366 amino acids)
Biological process (GO): recognition of pollen
Source: RefSeq, a predicted model, not a curated record
AUGGAAGUUGUCUGGGUAGCUAAUACAAACAACCCAAUUAAAAACUCUUCCGGGGUGCUGAAAAUAUCUGAGGAUGGAAAUCUUGAGCUCUCAGAUGGAAAAAGCACCAUCUUUUGGUCAUCAAAUGUGUCUAAUCAGGCACAUAAUAAUUCAGUUGCUAAGCUUCAAGAUACCGGGAAUCUUGUUUUGCUAUCUGGUGUUAGUGGGAUGAUCAUCUGGCAAAGUUUUGAACAUCGCAAAAAUUCAUUGUUGCUAGGAACGACGAUGUCAAUUAAUAUGUCAAUUAUUGACGAGGAUCACAUGAAUGAGUACGGAUAUACAAUGCUAAGAUCUUGGAAGAGCGCUUCAGAUCCAUCAGAUGGACGCUUUAGGAUUAGUGCAAAUGUACUCGCACCGGUUGGGGAAUUAGUAACUUGGGAUGGUGAUAAACCUUAUUGGAGAUCUGGCACAUUCGGAAUAUUUAAUACGUCUCGGCAGGCUUUUCCUGCAUUGGAACUAAUAUACAAUUCUAUAGAAAACACAUAUAAGAUUUUAUACUUUAUGAAAAAUAAGUCAUUCGUGGGGUACCAUCUUUUGAAUGAUGACGGGAAUUUGUUUCAUAGGACUUGGGAUGACAGUAGCCGGAAGUGGAAUACUACAUGGCAAUCCAUUGAAACUAAAUGUGAUAUUUAUAGUAACUGCGGUGCUUUUGGACUUUGCAACCCCAAAGAUUCACCCAUAUGCAGUUGCUUAACGGGGUUUGAGCCCAAAAUAAUUGAUGAAUGGAGUCUAGGCAAUUGGACUAGUGGGUGUGUAAGAAGAACAUCAUUGCAAUGUGGCAAUAGAGGAGGCAAAGAAGACGGCUUCUCAAGGCUAAUCCAUGUAAAACUACCAGAUAAUGCUGAUUUUUUUUUGGUAGAUAGUCAGGCUGAAUGUAUGAGGAGGUGCUUGGGAAAUUGUUCAUGUUUAGCAUAUGCAAAUCCUAAGGGACCCAUAAGCAUGGUGUGGAACGAAAGUCUAACUGACAUGCAGCAAUUCUCUAUUGAUGGUGCAGAAGUUUUCAUUCGUUUGGCUCAUUCAGAACUAGGUGAUCACUUGUUCUUGGCUCUUCUGCUUUUAUAA